AUGAAAAAGAUAAUAGUUGCAGUGUUGAUAGUGAGUAUGAUCCUUUCUCAUUUUGAGAGCGUCGAGUCUGGUCCUGGUGAUUGCCUCGAUGCUUGUCAGACUGCCUGCGUUCAACCAAACACCAGACUUAUGCAGCGAUGUGACCGCAAGUGCCAAAUUAGAUGCGAUCCUGAUCCCAAAGUUGAUCAUCACAUGGGUUGA
Messenger RNA from Dovyalis caffra, 201 nucleotides. The record is from the annotation of a GenBank genome assembly. NCBI's taxonomy places the organism in Eukaryota, Viridiplantae, Streptophyta, Magnoliopsida, Malpighiales, Salicaceae.